Messenger RNA from Fusarium mangiferae, 1152 nucleotides. RefSeq lists its product as uncharacterized. The transcript has 5 exons. The coding region runs from base 1 to 1152 and encodes 383 amino acids. The record is from RefSeq and is a predicted model, not a curated record. Lineage: Eukaryota; Fungi; Ascomycota; Sordariomycetes; Hypocreales; Nectriaceae.
AUGGCAGUUGACCCUAACAUCGUAGCUAUCUUUGGGCCACCGCCGAAAGGGCUGGAUCUCGAGAAGAAUGUCAUCACCACCUACAAUGUUGUCGUUUGUGUUGUUCUCGGCAUUGCUGUCACUGUUGUCGCGUUGCGGUUUUACGUGAGGAACAUGAAGUCGGCGAACAUCGAGAUGGACGAUUGGGCGGUUUUGGUCAGUCUGGUUUGUGCUUCUGCUACUGUCGCUAUGACAAUCUUGGCGGGCGAACAUGGCUCUGGAGCUCAUGUCUGGUCAAUCAAGCUCACCACUCUCGUCGACGUCUUCAAGAUCGUCUACGCCGAACCCUUCGUAUACGCCCUCGCCGUCACAUCCGUUAAAAUCAGCAUUCUCCUCCUCUACCGUCGCCUCUUUCCCCUCGGCAUCGACAAAAAUCGAGUUUAUACAAUAAUGUUCUGGAUAGCGACCUUUCUGACGACCAUAUACCCUUUUAUCCUCUGGAUCACCAUGCCUUUUGCCUGUCGACCUGUCAGUCAUUUCUGGAAUCAGUAUCUGGGGGCCAAAGGCAAAUGCAUUGAAGUGAAGUUGUUCUUCCUUGUUCUUGGGAUCAUGAACAUGAUGAACAAUAUCAUCAUUCUGACUGUUCCGAUACCGAGAAUUUGGACACUUCACAUGAACAAUAAGACCAAGAUUUCUAUCAUUUGCAUCAUGCUUCUUGGCAGCUUUGUAUGUGUCGCCAGUAUCGCGCGAAUCUACUACCUAUGGGGCUUCUUCCAAAACCUCGACGCGACAUGGUGGAUGGGCCCGUCAUUCGCGUGGUCCAGCCUCGAGCCCUCCGUCGCCGUCAUCUCAGCUUGUCUGCCCACACUAGCACCAUUAUUUCGCAUCAAGCGCAUUAAUUCUACUUCACGUGGUACACCAUCAGGACCAACCGACUUAUCCAAAUCUGGUUCUAAACACUUCCAACUCUUCAGUGUGAACAGGAUGAAAGGAGGUGCUUUCGGUAGUGAUGAUGAUGAGGUCGAGUUGACAUACGAUGUCGGGAGAGGCGGAACCGGUGAUGGGUCAAUGUGGAAGAAUCAGGGGGGCUCGGCUGCUGAGCAAGGGAUUGUUGUCCAGACGCAGGUUUCGGUGACGCAUCAAGACAGGAAAGGUCGAACUAGCACUGAUUGA